Messenger RNA from Gracilinanus agilis (Agile Gracile Mouse Opossum), 3216 nucleotides. RefSeq names its product transmembrane protein 214 (gene TMEM214). NCBI's taxonomy places the organism in Eukaryota, Metazoa, Chordata, Mammalia, Didelphimorphia, Didelphidae. The transcript is spliced from 17 exons. Bases 77 to 2137 code for a protein of 686 amino acids. Gene Ontology annotation, cellular component: Golgi apparatus; endoplasmic reticulum. The record is from RefSeq and is a predicted model, not a curated record.
CGGUGGGGAAGUGCUUGCUUGUCAGUCAGUCUGUUGGUGGGUUUGUCUUGGGAGUGGCGGAGGGAGAAACGAGACGAUGGCGGCCACGGCAGCGGGCGGCGGUCGCUGGGAGGUGGUGAGGAAGGGCCGGCGGCCUGGGGGCGGUGGCGGCGGAGGAGGAGGCGGCGGGAGCCGCCGAGCACUCGGGGAAGCGAAUCGGGCGCGGAGCAUCGAGUUGGUCCCUGCCAUCCAGCCCUCAGGCACCCUUUUUGAGCUAGGCUUCCAGAAGGCCAUGAAAAAGCACAACAAGGAGCAAGUUCCCCCACCAGCUCCCACGGAGCAGAAGAAAACGGCCAAAAAAAACAAGAAGGCAGCGUCAGCUCUUGCUGACCAGAGCUCCAAGCAGGGCCGCUUUCGAAGCCUGGAGGAGGCACUAAAGGCUCUAGAUGUGGUAGCUCUGCAAAAAGAAAUGGAGAAGAGCCAGAGCAUGUUCUCUGGGAACCCCUCGGUUUGGGUGAAGGACCUAGCUGGAUAUCUCAACUACAAGCUACAAGCACCUCAGAGUGAACCUACAUUAAGCCAGCAUACACACGAUUACCCCUACAGCCUGGUGGGCCGAGACCUUCGUGGAGUCAUUCGAGGACUAUUGGGGAAAGCAUCUAGUGUCCUGGAACUCUUCUUUGAUCAUUGUCUCUACACUAUGCUGCAGGAAUUGGACAAGACUCCAGGUGAAUCACUCCACGGGUACCGAAUCUGUAUUCAAGCAGUUCUGCAAGAUAAGCCCAAGAUUGCUACCAUGAACUUAGGCAAGUAUCUUGAGCUACUGAGAUCCCAUCAGAAUCGACCAGCAAAGUGUUUGACCAUCAUGUGGGCACUGGGACAAGCAGGCUUUGUCAACCUAACAGAGGGACUGAAAGUGUGGCUGGGGAUCAUGUUGCCUGUGCUGGGAAUCAAGUCUCUAUCUCCCUACUCCAUUGCUUAUUUGGACCGACUACUGCUGAUGCAUCCAAACCUCACCAAGGGCUUUGGCAUGAUUGGCCCCAAAGACUUCUUCCCACUUCUGGACUUUGCCUACAUGCCCAACAACUCCCUGGGACCCAGCCUACAAGAACAGCUUUGUCAGCUCUAUCCCAGACUGAAAGUCCUGGCAUUUGGUGCAAAGCCAGAAACGACCCUGCAUACCUACUUCCCCUCCUUCUUGUCCAGAGCCACCCCUAACUGUCCCCCUGAAAUGAAGAAAGAGCUCCUGAGAAGCUUGACUGAAUGUCUGGCCCUGGAUAGCCUCAGUUUCAAUGUUUGGAGACAACUGUACACCAAGCACCUGUCACAGUCCAGCCUGCUGCUGGGACAUAUGCUGGAGACUUGGGACCAAACACCUAAGAAGAUGAGGAAGUCUUUGCAAGAAAUAAUUCGGUCCUUCAAAAUUACAAAUGAGGAGCUCCUGAGGAAAGGGGGAAAUAACACUCAGGACAUCACAGCCUGCAAUACCAUUUGCAAGGGCCUAUUGCAGCAAGCAUGUGGUCGUCAAAUGCCGUGGACGCAGCUGCUCCUCGUGUUCCUGGUGUUUGCAGCUGGCUUCCUGUUCCAUGACCUCCGGUCCCAUAGCUCCUUCCAGACUUCCCUAUCAGGCCGUGUGUUACAGUCAUCCGGCUUCCUGCCUGUUGGUGAGGAAGCCUGUGCCAAGCUCUACUACUAUGGUCUUCAAGGUUAUAGCUGGCUAGAGGAGACAUUACCUGUCUUCGGUUCUCACUUGAUGGCAGUGCUAGAACCCAGCUUACAGCUGGCCUGGAGCCAGACCAACACAACAGUCACCUAUAUCUCUACCCAUUGUGUGUCCUGUCUGUCUUGGGCCUAUGAGAACCUUCCUGGCAUCUUCCAGAAACUGCAGGUCCAGUUCCCAGACUCGUCGCAUCUGCUCCUACAGCUAAGAGAGAUGUUCCUGCUCUUUUACCAGGACUUUGUGUACCCCCUCUGGCACAUGUUACUUACUGCACUAGCCCAGGUCCAGGAGUACUGCCGGGAGGCCUGCAGAGGUGAUGUGACCUGGGACUGCAUAAAGACACAGCUGAGUGAGUUCGCCCAUUGGAUUUGGCUCUGCCUAGAAGACACCACCUUUGCCCUAGUGGACUGGGCAUUGACCAUGAUAUCCCAGCAGUAGGCCCUGCCUGAGCAGUCACUUGUUUCCAUUUCAGAAAGGCCAACAAAGACUGUUGAGGGGCAGGGGAAUAUGCAUGGGAGUAUGUGUCUGCAUGAAUGUCUUUUUUGCUCUUGUUAACUUGGUGCCUCUUGUUUUGGCCUUAUCCCAUCUCUGCAAAGUGACCUGCUGCCUCUGCCCUAGUACACCCUUUGAAGAGGCAUGAGCCUAGAUUCUGUCACUUCCUGCAGGCCCUCAAUCUCCUAUAUGUGCCCCAUAGAACUCUUAUGCCUGACCCUGUGUCACCCAGCUCUUCGGCUCUCCAGGAAAACAUCUGGCAAUUUGUGCUCUUCUGGGAAUUUCUUCUUUACUGUCCUGUGUCCUUAAAGGUACAAAAACAGUUCAUCCACAAAGAGACUAAACUCACAGUGAGAGUUCCUUGCCUCCUCCGACAGACCUGUUGUUCCCAGGCUCCUGAGCCCCAAGGAAACAUACCUGGAAAGCUGGGAAGCAUGAGGAAGGGCACGAAGUGGCCAGCGGGCUUCGGUGCCUAUUCUCAGUCACAACUUCAGCCAUAAUAGCAAGCUGCUGAUAACAAGAGCAAGAGCUACAGGGACAUUAGAAAGCACACACACAUCUUAGCACCCUGGACAAGGCCACCAAGGUCUGUUGGUUGGCCUAAAGGUAGCACUGAAAAUAGAUUCCUCUUACACGCGCCUUAUGCCGUCAGAGCCCUCCAGCUGGUCCACCAUCACCAUUCCUAGCCCAGUAUAAUGGAGUAGAAGAAAAAAUAAGGCGGGUUGUCAGGGAUGUGAGUCUCAUAUGGCUCAGCUGCUCCUUUCUUCUCUUAUCCCCAUCUACCCCUCAGGCCUAGGGCUCUACCAGAGUUCAGUGAUUAUGUGCCUGCUCCCCACCUUAGGCCCAGGGACCUCUUCCUCAAGCAUCCCAGUGGAACGGAGGGCUCUCAGUAUGUCUUCUGAGUCCUGUAUAUGCCUACUGAGUGGAAUAAAAAACACAGAUUUGAUCUCUCGCUGUUGUGUUUUGGGAACUCCUCCGCCCCAAGAUCUUUGGGUUGGUUGGAAUAAACAAAUCUACCCAGUGUA